AUGGCCGCUAUUGUUGGAACCGCACUUCAUUGGUCGGAUAUUUUGGUUUUAUUACUCUACUUCUUACUUAUUCUUGGGUUUGGAGUUUGGAGCUCAUGCAAAAAUCGUGGAAGUGUCGGUGGUUAUUUUCUCGCUGGUCGUUCGAUGCAUUUUAUACCAGUAGGUGCAUCCCUGUUCGCGUCGAACAUAGGCAGCGGUCAUUUCAUCGGUCUGACUGGAUCAGGAGCAUCAAGUGGCAUUGCUGUUGCAGGUUUUGAAAUAACUGCCGUUUUUUGGCUUAUGGUACUUGGCUGGUUGUUUGUUCCAAUAUAUAUGAAAGCGGAAGUAUUUACGAUGCCACAGUACAUAAAAAUGCGCUAUGGUGGUGAACGUAUCCGUGUUUAUUUGACGUGUCUGGCAUUAAUGCUGUCGAUUUUCACAAAAAUAUCGGUUGAUCUUUAUUCCGGUGCAAUUUUUCUGCAACAAGCUCUAAACUGGAACUUGUACGCUUCGGUUAUUGCUCUGAUUCUUCUUGCAGCAUUUUUUACUGUUGGAGGCAAGUGGUCUAACAGCAGUUAUAUGGACGGAUUUUAUCCAGACGAUCAUUAUGGUCAUAUCGGCUUUUAUUCUCAUGAUUAUCAGUUUUAUCAGGAUCGGUGGAAUGCAAGAAAUUCGAAGUUUGUUUCCGAAGAUUAUAUUUCGUUGAUUCGCCCAUUUGAUGCUGAUCUACCGUGGUUUGGUAUACUUUUUGGCAAUGGUGUCGCUUCGAUUUGGUAUUGGAGUUGUGAUCAAGUCAUUGUACAACGAACGUUGGCAGCAAAAAAUCUUUCACAUGCCAGAGCAGGGUGCCUUGUGGCAGGUUUACUGAAAUUUCUACCGCUAUUUUUAAUGGUAUUUCCUGGAAUGAUAGCUAGAAUUCUCUUUCCAGAUGAAAUCGGUUGUGCCGAUCCCGAUGUGUGCUAUCAAGUUUGUAAUAGCCGGAAUGGUUGUAACGAUAUUGCCUAUCCACUACUUGUACUUCGGUUGAUGCCUAAUGCGAUUCGUGGUUUAACAUUAGCUUGUAUGAUUGCAGCUUUGAUGUCGUCUCUGACUUCAAUUUUUAAUUCAAGUUCGACUAUUUUCACGAUUGAUAUCUGGCAGCGCUUCCGACGAAACGCACACGAUUGGGAAUUGAUGAUUGUUGGCAGGGUAUUUGUCAUGAUUCUUGUUGGCAUAUCAAUUCUUUGGAUUCCAAUCAUUAGAGCAGCUCAAGGUGCAAGAUUAUUCGACUAUAUCCAAGCUGUUCAAUCAUUCUUAGCACCCCCAGUAGCUGCCUGCUAUUUGCUCGGAGUGUUAUGGAAACGUAUCAACGAAGAAGGAGCAUUUUGGGGCUUGAUAUCUGGUUUAGUUAUUGGAAUCAUUCGAUUCAUUUGGGAAUAUUCUUACACUGCAAUGCCCUGUCAACUCGAACAUUUAGAUCAACGUCCAUCGUUAGUUCGAUUUAACUUUCUAUACUUCUCAGUUCUUCUUUUUGUCAUUUCUGCAAUUGUCACCAUUGUUGUCAGUCUUCUGACGAAACCUCUAGCAGAAAAAUAUAUAGCUGGUUUGACUGCUUUUGAUCUCGAUAAUCCGGAAAGACCAGUGGAAAUUCCGACUAAGUCUGGCUGUAUGCACAAGGCGAAUACCGACGAUGUUAUCGAACAAUCUUCGAAUCAUCUCGAAAAGCUUCCAACUGAGACGGAGAAAAAAGCUCUGCACUUUUUCGAUACACACGAUUCGACCGGUUUUGCUUUUUAUUUCAAAACUGCUUUCGCUUGGAUUUGUGGCUUGGAAAAAACUGAUAAUCUCGACGGACAAUCAAUCUGCUCCGACAAUCAUUCGUAUGAUAGGCGCAGUAGUCGAUUAAGUGUAUCCUCAAUCCAGUUUGAACACGUUUCGUCCUGGCAUAAACUAUGCUCUUAUGCAGCGAUUUUCAUUCUUUCUCUAUGCGCUUUUGUUUGGGCCUUUUUUGCCGAUUAUCGAAUUCGAUUGAUUUAG
Messenger RNA from Adineta ricciae, 1995 nucleotides. NCBI's taxonomy places the organism in Eukaryota, Metazoa, Rotifera, Eurotatoria, Adinetida, Adinetidae. The record is from the annotation of a GenBank genome assembly.